This is a messenger RNA of Saimiri boliviensis boliviensis (Bolivian squirrel monkey), 1811 nucleotides long. It is a transcript of the gene WFDC10B, whose product is annotated as WAP four-disulfide core domain 10B. Gene Ontology annotation, molecular function: peptidase inhibitor activity. NCBI's taxonomy places the organism in Eukaryota, Metazoa, Chordata, Mammalia, Primates, Cebidae. The record is from RefSeq and is a predicted model, not a curated record. Gene Ontology annotation, cellular component: extracellular region.
UCAUGUUCUUUCUCCGCUCUGGGAGCACACUCCAUUUAGCAGGCUUGGGGUUAGUGUUAAUGUCUGGACAAUUAAGCACAACUUCCCUUGGGCUGGAUCUCCAGAGCCUAAGAACACUGGUGGCCAAAGGAUGGUGUCUUGUGGAAGGAGGGCAAGCAAAAGUGUAAAGCAAAAUUUGCUUUUGGAUUUUGGUGAUACUCGCAGGUAAAGUGUCCCUGGGAUAAGGGUAGAUUCUGGGUCAGGGGAAUGUCUGUGGAUAAAGUCAUUGUUGGUGUGUUCAGAGAGGCAGAGUCAGAGAUUCACAGAUAUAGUAAUGGGAUGUGGUGAUUGGGAGAGGAGGGCUUUUCUAAUCAGGACUUUUAUGGAAAUUAUCCUUGGUCAAGAGAAGGGGCAUGUUGCCAACAUGGCCACCAAGGGAAAAAAAAGGAGAGAUCCAGCACGGUUGCUAGUAAGAGACUCUUCUGUUGGGCUCCCACCAGCAGCUCUAGGAUCAGGCCUGGAUAUGAGAUGUCUCUUACCUGUUGGGCUUUUGAAAUGUACCCAAUGAACACACCAGCCCACAGAAGGAUGAACAGCAACGAAAUCCUUUCUGGCAAUCUUCCUGGGAUGCACACCGUUGAGUACAGUUUUCAGGCUCUAAUUUGCAGGGUGUAGGUUCCAAGAUGUACUCUGGAACAAACAAGUAAGAGAAGGGCCUCAACACCAGGCUGGGGUAAUGUUCAGAACUCAGAAAGCCCAGGGAACUGCCAGGAAAGCUGCCACCCUCGUCUGCCUUGCAUGGUUCCAGGGCGGUGGCAUCAGGUUUUGUCCUCACCUGCUGCCUUCCUCUGAGUUCUGAGCAGGGAAGCAGGGCAUGGGUAUUUUUUCAUCAAGAAUAGAGUUUGGCAGAACCCUGCACCCACUGGUCAUUCAUCAUCCUUGUAGGUCAGACGCCAAGUCCCCAUAGGGCCAUGGUUGGGUCCCUAUCAACAAUAUUAAUGGUGUAUAUGGUGAACAAGAAAGAGGUUUGUACAAUCAUUCUGCACUGACUCCUUGUGUGGUCUUCAGCAAGUCAUAGAGCUUCUCACUAGUAACAUAGUUCACCCUUAGGUUAACCUAACCUGGGUUAUUUGUGUAUAGGAAGAAUGAAUGAAAGAAAGAUAAGUUUUGGCAAAGGAUGAAGACCACGCAGCAAACUGAAAGUACUGGAUUAGAGAACUGGGACCCAAUUCACAAAUUUUACUUCCCUCCCUGGCCCAGACCCAGCACCUACUCAGAAAAUGCAGCUUGAGACUCCCAGGCACCAGCGGCAGUGCUAGGCAGAACACCGCCAGGAUCUGGAGAGGCAGCACAGGAUUCAUGGUGCCAGUGGGACAGGCAACUCUCCAGGGAAGUGUGUGACCGUCUGGCCAGACUUAGGGCUCACACUCUGGUCAGAGUCAUGCCAUUCCAGACACUGCUGCCAGUCCUGGUUCUUUGCGUGUUGCUGCUGCAGGCCCAGGGAGGAUACCGUGACAAGAAGAGGAUCCAGAGAAUCAAGAUCUGUAAGAAGCAACCCAGCAUAGAUCUAUGUAUCCACCACUGUUCAUAUUUCCAAAAGUGUGAAGCAAGUAACAUAUGCUGUUCAGCCUUCUGUGGGAACGUUUGCAUGAGCAUCCUGUGAGUAGGAGAGUGGGCUGGGAUAUGCUUCCUGCUCCCUGCACCCUUCCAUCCGAGACUGUGCCCACAUCCAAAGCACAAGGACCUCAAAUCUCCAGCACAAGAACAUCAACAUGAAUGUCGCCCUCCCUCCUGCCUGAACUCCUUGUCCCAGUCAAAUAAACCAGAACAAA